AUGAGAGGAGAUGGAAAUUUAGUGAAGAGGAAGAGAGUGGGUUUCAACAUACAAAGAGGAGAGGUGGAUAUUGCUUUCAUACAAGAAACAAAACUUAGGGGAGUGCAGUUUAAAGUUGUUAGAGAAUUACGGGGAGCUGCCUUGGUUGAGUGGUCUCAUUCGGAUGCGGAGGGUGCUUCGGGAGGUAUUAUAAUUAUGUGGAGGAAAUAUUUCUUUAAAAUAAUUUCUAAUUUUAGAGGAGAAGGUUUUUUAGGUAUAUGUGUGGAAAAGGAGGACAUAAUGAUUUAUUUUUUCAAUAUCUAUGCAUCUAGUGAUCAUAAUGUUAGAUUGAGAAGUUGGAGAAGGUUAAUGGAAAUCAAGAGGAAAAGCAGCGCCGAAUCUUGGUGUAUCGGAGGGGAUUUUAAUAUGAUAACUUCAUUGGAUGAGAGAAUUGGUAUCUCAAAGAAGAAUUAUAGAAAGGAGAUAGAAGAUUUCAAGGAGUUUAUAGAGGAGAUGGAGUUGGUGGAUCCUCCUACAAUAGGAGGCAAGUUCACGUGGAGUAAUAGAAGUGGUAGAGCUAUGAGUAGAUUGGAUAGAUUUAUUCUUUCGAACAAUUUCAUUGUUGAUUGGAAGGUGGAAAGUCAAACUAUAGGGGAAAGGGAUAUCUCCGAUCAAGCUCCAAUUUGGAUCAAAGAUAAUAAGAGGAAUUAG
Messenger RNA from Vicia villosa (hairy vetch), 690 nucleotides. RefSeq lists its product as uncharacterized. The record is from RefSeq and is a predicted model, not a curated record. Lineage: Eukaryota; Viridiplantae; Streptophyta; Magnoliopsida; Fabales; Fabaceae. Gene Ontology annotation, molecular function: catalytic activity. The transcript has a single exon. The coding region runs from base 1 to 690 and encodes 229 amino acids.